CUUUGGUGUGUUAUUCAACAAAAGAAAGACAGGACUGAUACUCCUUGGCACGCAGCCGCCAUGGGGCAAAGCUGCUGCUUUGGAAGGGAGAAGGCCCUAGCCCUAGCGGCCCCAGCAGCCCAAGCAACAGCACCUGCGCGUGAAGCGGCCAAAGCUUCCCACCCAGAUGUGGAAGAGCCUCCUGCCAAGGGGGCGAAGCAGGCACCAGUGGCACCACCAGCUGCCAGUGCGGCGGCCGAAGAGAAGGCCCAGAGCGAAAUGGGUGCGCUUGUGGUCGAGACCAUGAACUUCCUGGGGAUGGCGCAGAACUCGGAACGCUUUCUGUGGUUGCUGCAACACUCCAAUGUGACUUCGCUCCGGCAUUUGGAGUGUCUCUCCCAGGAUGAAUGUUUGAAGCUUCAGCUGCCUUGGGACCUUGUCGCGGCAGUUCAAAAACGCUUACGGGUCUGGAAAUUGGAGAUGCAGGACGAAGCAGAGCUUGCUUUGGAGCAGGGUGAGCUCCACUACCAAAUGGAGGAGCCUGUGAAUCCGCUCAAGAACUCUACCUUGGUUGACAAGCUCCAUGCUGUACAGGCAGCAGGACAGGAGUCGCACCCGCAAGUCCAAUACGCACCCCCAUUGCCCGGCAUGGUGGCAGAUGACUCGCACAUUCAACGCAUCGAGGUAGCAUUCCACCAUCAUGCUGACGACCCGUUUGAGCCGCCGCUGAUCGAUGUGGGCGACUUCUUGGAAGCCCGCCGGCUGUCCCGAGAAGAACGCGCAAGGGCCUAUUUGCAAGAGGCAAGGCGCAACUUGCCGCAGCAGCCGGCGCACAUUUGCGGAGGUCGCUGCGCUCGCGCUUGUGGUCACCCAGAGAACGACGACCUGCGUCAAUUUACGUGCGAUGUGGGACAUUUUUAUGACGUGGAGCGGCUCUUCUGGCGAAUUCCAAGGAGAGAGGGCUGGUGGAAUGACUGGCACAUUGAGAUCGAGGAGCCGGAAGAGCUCCAAACAGUCAACGAAAAUGAGAUCAUUUGAGCACCAGCGAGAGCGCCAGUGGUCGGCAACCCGUCGUGCUGACUCAAGGCUUGCCAGAGAUUUUCCAGCCAUCUUGCAGUGAAGGCUGAAAUUUGUUUCAACGUUCCAAUUUAUUGUGGAACACUAGCAGGAGAGGUUCCCGGGUCUCUGCAUGAUGUGGGUCAAAACUGCUCGA
This is a messenger RNA of Durusdinium trenchii, 1192 nucleotides long. The record is from the annotation of a GenBank genome assembly. Lineage: Eukaryota; Dinophyceae; Suessiales; Symbiodiniaceae.